Messenger RNA from Gopherus evgoodei (Goodes thornscrub tortoise), 778 nucleotides. It is a transcript of the gene SLC25A11, whose product is annotated as solute carrier family 25 member 11. Bases 81 to 347 code for a protein of 88 amino acids. Gene Ontology annotation, biological process: succinate transmembrane transport; malate transmembrane transport; phosphate ion transmembrane transport. The record is from RefSeq and is a predicted model, not a curated record. NCBI's taxonomy places the organism in Eukaryota, Metazoa, Chordata, Testudines, Testudinidae. Gene Ontology annotation, molecular function: oxaloacetate transmembrane transporter activity; malate transmembrane transporter activity; sulfate transmembrane transporter activity. The transcript has 3 exons.
GGGGCGGGUCCUAAAAUCCUCCCUCUCUCUCCUCUCCAGGUUACUUCCGAGACAACAUCUUCUGCCAUUUCUGUGCCAGUAUGAUCAGCGGGCUGGUGACCACCGCUGCUUCGAUGCCGGUGGAUAUCGCCAAGACCAGGAUUCAGAACAUGCGGAUGAUUGCCGGGAAGCCGGAGUACAAGAACGGUCUGGAUGUGCUGCUGAAAGUCAUCCGCUACGAGGGGUUCUUCAGCCUCUGGAAGGGCUUCACCCCCUACUAUGCCCGCCUGGGCCCCCACACCGUCCUGACCUUCAUCUUCCUCGAGCAGAUGAACAAAUUCUACAAGAAGUUCUUCCUUAGUGCCUAAGAGGAGGCCCUGCCCUGCCGCGGCUGGGCGCCCCCUCCCCAGACCGCAGCCCCCUGCCAGGCCAGCGUCUGCCUGCUGCUGGGGAACCAGACCCGGCUCUCACCGGGGUCCGAAGCAAGGAUCUGGCAGGAGCCCCUCCCCUUCCUGUGUGUUUGGUGUCAGUCACGUCACCGUUCUUCCCUGUUUCCCGAAUCACGUCAAAGGAGCGGCGGAGAGGCUGGCACAGCUUCUGUCUGGACUGAGGUGGGGUGCUCCAGAUGUCUCUGGAUUAUUUAUUGAGGGGGGCCCAAGACUGGGCCGGUACCUUCCAACGCAAGCCCUUGGGUAGCAAUGGCCAACCCGCGUGUGAGCUGUAGGUCUGUGCGUUGGGCUGUUUUUUCUUCUCUCCCCCUUCUAUUUGCUUUGAACUCAGUAAACAGAUCAUGGUCCUA